This is a messenger RNA of Striga asiatica, 1145 nucleotides long. The record is from the annotation of a GenBank genome assembly. Lineage: Eukaryota; Viridiplantae; Streptophyta; Magnoliopsida; Lamiales; Orobanchaceae.
GUUCGUUGAGCGGCCCACUAAUCCACCAACCCCCAAACACCCGAUCUGAACCGGUUUUGUAAUAGCUAUAUAUCCAUCUUCAUUCCAAAGCCAAUUCAGGAGCAAAUAACAAUCCAAUAUCCAAAUUAUAUAUAAGAGAAAAUAAUUAAAUUAAAUAAAAAAAUGGCACAAAAUGGUGUGGAGAACCAGGAUGGGAGGCACCAAGAAGUUGGGCACAAGAGCCUUUUGCAGAGUGAUGCCCUUUACCAGUACAUUCUAGAGACCAGUGUUUAUCCAAGAGAGCCAGAGCCCAUGAAGGAGCUAAGGGAAAUCACUGCCAAGCAUCCAUGGAAUAUUAUGACGACAUCUGCUGACGAGGGGCAGUUCCUGAACAUACUACUGAAGCUUAUAAAUGCAAAGAAUACAAUGGAGAUUGGGGUUUACACAGGCUACUCUCUUUUGGCCACUGCUCUUGCACUUCCUGAUGAUGGAAAGAUACUAGCCAUGGACAUUAACAAGGAUAAUUAUGAGUUGGGACUGCCUGUGUUAAAAAAAGCUGGUGUUGCCCACAAAGUUGACUUCAAAGAAGGCCCAGCUUUGCCCGUUCUUGAUCAAAUGAUUGAAGAAGGAAUGUAUCAUGGCUCAUUCGACUUCAUAUUUGUCGAUGCUGACAAAGAUAACUACCUCAACUAUCAUAAGCGACUCAUUGACUUAGUUAAAAUUGGAGGUGUGAUUGGCUACGACAACACCCUAUGGAACGGGUCUGUGGUGGCGCCACCCGAUGCCCCAUUGAGAAAAUAUGUUCGGUACUACAGAGAUUUUGUGCUUGAGCUCAAUAAGGCCCUUGCGGUGGAUCCAAGGAUCGAGAUUUGUCAACUGCCAGUGGGUGAUGGGAUUACUUUGUGUCGGCGUAUUAGCUGAUCGAACCGUUUGAACUGUUAUUUUUUUUCAAAUUAUUAAGUCCUUUUCCAAUUAUGGAAUUUGAGAUUUGAAUUUGUAUUUCAUUUGAUGAGGAUGGAUAAUAAAUAAAUAUGAUUCGAUCCAAUGGAGCUACUUUUUUUUUUGUCGGUAGAUUAUAUAAAUCUCGAGUUUGAUCUUUAUUCUAAUAAUUUGUUAUAUGCUGGCUAACAGGUGUGUUGUUUGUUGCAAAGGUAAAAAUUUUGCCA